This is a messenger RNA of Marchantia polymorpha subsp. ruderalis, 2199 nucleotides long. Lineage: Eukaryota; Viridiplantae; Streptophyta; Marchantiopsida; Marchantiales; Marchantiaceae. The record is from the annotation of a GenBank genome assembly.
AUGAUGCAAGUGAGAGACUCGUCCAAGUUUCAGCAGCUGCAAAUGCCGACUGGGAAAGCCGGGUAUGAAUUGCAGUUUUGUCACAGUCUCAUUGACGAGACGAUGGCCAGAAUUGAAGAUCCUCUACGGUGGGCAGAAGCCGCUCGUGCUAUGGAUCAGAGUCACUGGGAGGAGGUGUCCAAGUUGGUGCACGAGUUUCAGGAAUGCAAAGAGGUGCUGAUUCAAGGAGUAACUCUCACAGUAGCCCAAGUGGCAGCUGUUGCGAGGCGUCCUGAAGUGACGGUGGUGCUCGAUGCAGCUGCUGCCAAGGAGCGCGUGGAGGAGAGCUCCGACUGGGUGCUUCACAACAUCAGGAAAGGCACUGACAUUUACGGUGUCACCACUGGAUACGGUGCCACCUCCCAUCGCCGCACCGAUCAGGGGCCCGAGCUGCAGAAGGAGUUGAUUCGGUUCCUCAACGCAGGAGUUGUUGGGAAAGACGCCUCGAACGUGCUGCCCGUGUCUACGACGCGAGCAGCAAUGCUGGUGAGAACGAACACUUUGCUGCAAGGGUAUUCGGGCAUUCGGUGGUCGAUCUUACAAACGAUCCAGAAGCUCCUUAACAAGCAGAUCACCCCGAGGCUUCCUCUUCGAGGCACCAUUACUGCUUCGGGAGAUCUCGUUCCUCUCUCCUACAUUGCAGGUCUGCUCACCGGGAGACCGAAUUCCAAGGCAGUGACGGAGUGUGGAGAUGUUGUGAAUUCGCGAGAAGCAUUGAAGCUCGUUGGAUUGCUGAAGCCCUUCGAGCUGCAGCCCAAAGAAGGCCUAGCUCUAGUGAAUGGCACGGCUGUGGGUUCAGCUCUGGCUUCCACAGUUUGUUACGAUGCGAACGUGCUGGCCCUCUUUGCUGAAGUGGUGUCAGCUCUGUUCUGCGAAACGAUGCAGGGUAAGCCCGAAUUCACCGACCACCUCACGCACAAGCUCAAGCAUCAUCCCGGACAGAUUGAAGCAGCUGCCAUCAUGGAGUGGGUGCUGGAGGGGAGCUCAUACAUGAAGGCCGCAGCUAAACUCCACGAAACGGACCCUCUGCAGAAGCCCAAGCAAGACCGAUACGCAUUGAGGACCUCUCCUCAGUGGCUUGGACCCCAGAUCGAAGUCAUCCGUGCAGCCACUCAUUCGAUUGAGAGGGAGAUAAAUUCCGUCAAUGACAACCCGCUCAUUGAUGUGUCUCGAGAUAAGGCAGUGCACGGAGGAAACUUCCAAGGUACACCGAUUGGAGUGUCCAUGGACAAUUUGCGCCUUGCAAUAUCAGCGAUGGGCAAGCUGAUGUUUGCUCAGAUGUCGGAACUUGUCAAUGACUUCUACAACAGUGGGCUUCCAUCGAACCUUACAGGAGGUCCGAACCCGAGUUUGGAUUAUGGGUUCAAAGGAGCGGAAAUAGCUAUGGCAUCCUACACCUCGGAACUCUUGUACUUGGCCAAUCCAGUGACCACCCAUGUGCAGAGUGCAGAGCAACACAACCAGGACGUGAAUUCUCUGGGGCUCAUCUCGGCUCGAAAGACCGAGGAGGCCAUCGAAAUCUUCAAACUCAUGUGUUCCACCUUCCUUGUAGCUCUGUGCCAGGCUGUGGAUCUUCGACACUUGGAGGAGAACAUGCAACACAGUGUCAAGCAAGUGGUUUCUCAAGCUGCUAAGAAAUCUCUAUUCACAGAUACACAGGGAUGCCUACUCCCAUCACGCUUUUGUGAGAAGGAUCUCUUGAAAGUGGUCGACGACCAACCUCCCUUCUCUUACAUAGAUGAUGCCACUAGUGCAACGUACCCAUUGAUGCAGAAACUGCGACAGUGUCUCGUGAGUCAUGCCAUGGCUAACGCAAAUGACGACGAGAGCUGCAGCAUAUUUCGAAGAAUUUCUAUCUUCGAGGAACAGGUCAAGCAUGAACUUCAGACCACAGUGCCCAUGGUGAGGGAACAAUUCGACAACGGCAUUACGACGAUGCCGAAUAGGAUUAGCGACUGCAGGAGCUAUCCUAUCUACAGGUUCGUUAGAUCUUUGGGCACGAAGCUUCUCGUUGGCACGGAGUCAAGGUCACCAGGGCAGGAUAUUGAGCUUGUUUACGAAGCUAUUACAGAAGGCAAACUCGCCUCUCCUUUGCUCGAGUGUUUAGCUGGCUGGAAUGGAAGGCCCAAGUCCAUCGACCACUGCGGGAUUGUAGUAUAG